CAUAGUGCAUUGCGCAUAAAUGGCCGCCAUGUUGCUGCCGUCUGAAAGAUGUUCGCAACUGUGUGUGUUUUCUAAUGAAUUUUAAGAACUUAUAUAGUUAAAUUACUGUGUUUGUGAAAUUGUGAGUGUACAAUGGUUUUAUAUUUCAUGUAUUAUUGUGAUUGAAAGGUCUAUCAAAUGUCUCUGAAGCCAAUAAACAGUGAAAUUUUCUUUAGAUAGUCAUUCGGUUCGGACGGCAUAAUGGCUGACAAUCUGAUUCAAAAGUCACAUAAAACUAGUGAGAAAAACAAGUAUAACAACGUUGUUCACCGUACGACGAGUGAAUCUCUUCGACUGAACGAGUCGGAGAAGGGGGUGACUCACCCGACAAGUCUGCAAGCCGCCCAUAACCCAAGGAAAAUAUCUUCAUUUCAGAUCACCAGUGUGACGGUCGGCUCGCGAGUGAGCACUGAUGCUGGCGAAGACUCUGCCGACGAUCUUGAUGAAUCUCACACCGACGACAUAUCGAGGGUGACUGACAUUGAGAAUGAAACGCCUAGCUAUUCCGAGGACACGUUCUCGAAAGAUGAUGUGUUUUACAACGCGUCAAGUGCAUCAUUAGGUUGCGCCCCCGUCAUCCCAACCAGCUCGCAAUACGGGCUUGCGAUCGUCGGUCAGGACAACCCUACGAACCAGAUAGGAGGAACAGUGCCAAAUAGUAAUAAUACUGAAGUGUCUGACAUGCAUGUCAGCGUUACUAACGCCGGAGCAGGCAGCAUCAUUAAUCUCAUAGGAAAUGCGAAACCCCAAGAAGGUAUGAAAGAAAUACAAGAACAUGUUAGGAAUGAACGGUUUAAAGUUGUGAAAAUAGAAAGCACUGAGCCUUUUCGUAGAGGUCGAUGGAUGUGUAUGGAUUACUUGGACCAUACUACUCAGCAAAAUGCACCAAUCACUAUAAAUAAUAACCUUGAUGUUUCUGAGACUAAUACGCUGCAGGCUCCUGACAGUGGUGUAGUGAUUAACGAUAGUCAACAUGAUGAAAUGUCAAAUGAUCUGACUAACAAAGGGCCUAAAGAUAUGCAAGGUAAUGCUCCUACUGUGCAGCAACUAGAACAAACUCUUCAGAAACAAUUUCCAAUGGCAUCUCCGGGCCAAUCUUUGACUCAACCUCUUAAUGCCGUACAGCAGCAAAUGCAACCUGUUACUCAAUCAGUAUCAGUGCAAUCUCCACCCUUAGAGAUGCCACAACAAAUGCCAAAUCAAAAUCUGCAGGCGAACCAGCAGCAGGUUGGACAGCAGCAUCCCCAGAGUAUGACUCACAUCACUAUGCAAAAUGCUCCGCAAAGUCAUCCACAACAGACUCAACAACAGCAAGUGCAACAGAUCCCUCAAAGCUUCCCUCAGCACCAGCUUCAGCAAGUGAUUGCCCAAUCUCAGGGAAUGGCAAUGCAACAAAUUCCAAUGCACCAACAGAUGCCGCAGCAAAUGCAACAAAUACCAAACCAACAAAUGCAGCAAAUAAGUCAACAUAUGCCGCAGGCACAAAUACCAAACAUGCCUCAAAUGCAGCAACAAAUGCCCCAGAUGCAGGCUAUGCCAAAUCAAGGACAGAUUACUCAAGUGGCCGCUCAGCAGCCACAAAUGCAACAAAUGCAAAUGCAGCAAAUACAAGGCCAACCUAAUCCACAAAUGCAUAUGCAGCAAACACAAAUUCCCAACAUGGGACAAACUCAUCACAUGCAGGGACAGCAGCCAAUGGGAGCCCAGCAGGCUCAACUCCAGCAUUUGCCAAGUCAAGCUCAGAUACAAGCUUUGCAAAACCAACAAAUACCCAAUCACAUUCAACAGAUGCAGAUGCCCACUCAACUCACUGGAGCUAAUCAACAGAUGCCACAGAUGCAAACUCAAAUGCAUCAGUUGCCAUCACAGCCCCAGCAGUCAGUUGUACCUGGCAUGCAUCCUCAAAUGCAACAACAGGGAAUGUCUGGAGUUCAGCAACAGUACAAUCAAGCUGUGAGUCAACAGUCCAAUGCUCAGUCUAUGAUCACCGCAACCAUGCCAUCGUCACAGCAGCAAAUGGUUCAACCUCAACAUACAGUUCCUCAAUACCACACACAGCAAUCACAGAUGUCCCAGCAGGGGCAAACUUUGCCUCAGGAGGUGCUCACUUCUAUAGUUACAUCACAGCAAGGUGCAACAUUGCCUUCAAAUCUUCAACCGAUGCCUUCUCAACCACAAGGCUCGACAUUACCUGCGAAUCUUCAGAGUCUUACUGCUCAGCAACAACCUAAUACAGUGCAUACUAUUGCUCCUCAGCAAGGUAAUGUGCCACAAGGAAACAUGAUGAUGACCGCAGCUCCACAGAAUAUGCAGAUGACUCUAGACGGGAAUCAGCCUAGUAUGAUACCCGCCUCAGAUCCUAUAUUCAUGCAGCCAACGAACGUCGGUCAACAGAUGCCUGUCGGCCAGCAUAUGGGGCAGCAAAACCUGUUACCUCAGCAAGUGGGAGGACAGGCGCAGAUGGGCGGCGUGCAAUACGUGUCCAAUCAACCGGUGGCGCAAGUCUCAAUGGCACACCAAAACAUUCCGAUGAUGCAGCCCAGCAUGCCGGUCGGUAUGGGCGGCGGAGUCCACCCGAACGUGGUGCAGUCUCAGACCAGUAUGGGUCUGAGCUACGGGAACGUGGUGCCGGUGAUGUCGCAGAGUAGUGUAGCGCCCGUCGAGGCGACCGUCUCGGGGACUAAUUCGCCGGUGGUGUCGAUGCCAGUGAGUUCUACCGCGUAUGUAGCGAACACGGCGCAGCCGGGUCAUGACAGUCAGGGCUUCGGUAGCCCCGUGAGUGCUGUGUCUCAUGCCAUCAGUGGCGCGGUGAUGAGCAGUGUCAAUGUGAAUGCAUGUGAUAGUGGUGCUCCGGAUGUGUCUGCAGACACGCUGCAGGCUGGAGAUACUGGCGAUGGCAAGGAGGAGCAACAGCCCGCGCCGCCACCAGAGGAUGAAAGCGCAUCGGGCACAAGCGCGGUGGCCAUCGACAACAAGAUCGAGCAAGCAAUGGAUCUGGUUAAGAGCCACUUGAUGUUCGCGGUGCGCGAGGAAGUGGAAGUAUUGAAAGAGCGCAUCGCUGAACUAAUGGAGAGGAUCAACCAGCUCGAAGUGGAGAACACAUACCUGCGGGCUCAUGCGAGCCAGGACACCCUGGCGCAGCUGCCUGCCGCGGCUGGCACGAAGCCGCCAGCAGCCCCGCAGGGCCCCCAGCCGCCUGUGUCGUAGGGCGGCGGCGUGGCGCUGCUGAACACGCCCGCCGGCCCCCGCCGGCCAUUGAGGUCCCCGGCCUCGCCCUCGGCGCGCGACCCCGCCCGCGGCACCCCUCCCACGGAGUCACUAAGGCUGUGCUAUGUUAAUUCGUAGGUUAACAAGGAACGAGUGUAAGUACACCGGUCGAGCGCCGAGGGACGCUGCGCGCACUGCGCCGGCGCGUCUCGUAUAAAUCACACAAGUGUCUAGUUAGAGCGGCCGCCGCCCCGGCUGCCGCCUGCAGCGCCCGGGGCGGCUCCCGCGCACUGCACCACCAGACAUUAUGCUUCGGAAACAUAGAUAUAUAUUUUUCUGUUAUUAAUAUUUAGGGUGCAGAAUUUCGUGCUAACUGCCAUGCUUUUGCUACGCAUCUCAGCAACGAGUCUUUAGUGUUUUGAUGUACGUCGUGUAUAUUUUUAUUUGGUUUAACGUUAGGUAUCGCUAUCCACGUAAUGUAUUCCAUUUAAGAUAACUUGUAAGACGUGUGUUAAUAUGAUAAUGUAAUGAAAUAGUUGAAUAUUCCUAUGCAUUGAACAAUGACUGUGUGUUAAUUUAUUAUCUAUAUAUUUUUUUAAUGUAAUGUUAAGUUAUUUAUCAGGUUUCUCUGUAUGUAUACUAGGAUGCAUUAAAUUGCAAGUGUUCCUGAAGGGCCGAUAACAAUGAUCUGUCGUUAGCAAUAUGUACUGAAUGAGUUGUGUGCAGUUUUCAUUUAGUUGGUACUGUUAAUUACAUAUUUACGAUAAAGUAAUAUAGAAGUUUGAAUGUAUGUUAUCCACAGUCGUAAUGUGUACCGUUGUACUGAGCAGUCGUUUACAAUUAGAAUCGUUGCGAGAGUGUGACCUCGUGCGAUGCUGGCUUUAGAGAAUUUUGCACGCUGAAACUGAAAAAAUAUACUAUUUUUAUUCCAACCCUAUGAUAAUGGAGGUAUAUAGUAAUUUAACAUUGUAUUUUUUUAAUAAUUAAAAAUUGUUUGUAUAUAGUACAAGUUGUAAUAGAAUUGUGAGUCGGAACGAUGUAUAUAACGAAAGAAUGUGAUUAAGAAACCGAUUCCGUAGUCUGCCUUCAAAGGUUGGAUCAGAUGUUAUCGCGAGAAGUAUAUCUAAACGUUAUAAUUUAAAAUAUUCGCUGUAUUUAAAUAGCUUGAUUGUUUAACAUUAAACAAGCGAACAAAGUGGCUGGUGACUGAUUGUAUGGAUUGUAACUAGUGGGAUGUGACGUGAAAGUCAGGCUCUAUGUUUGUUUAAAAGCCAAAGUUAGGAAGGUGUGUCCCAGCGACUGAAGUGUGACAAUUUUACCUAAAUAGUAGUAUUUUGUACAACGCUACUACAUAUAUGUAUGUGUAUAGACGAUUUUGUUAGGGUCUUCAUAAUUAUUGUGAAUAUACAGUAAUUUACUCCUAGAAGCAUUACUCUAGAUAUAGAUAAUGGUAAUAUGAACUAUAUUAUAUACUGAAAUUUGUAAAUAUACUGUAAACAAAAGUCCAUUGUAGCUUAUGUUGACCAGAAAGGUUCCUCAUACCCAAUAAAUGCAAAACUACUCAAAA
Molecule: messenger RNA, 4813 nt
Organism: Spodoptera litura
Lineage: Eukaryota; Metazoa; Arthropoda; Insecta; Lepidoptera; Noctuidae
Biological process (GO): negative regulation of apoptotic process; positive regulation of cell population proliferation; regulation of transcription by RNA polymerase II
Cellular component (GO): nucleus; cytosol
Source: RefSeq, a predicted model, not a curated record